AUGCAUGGGGAAAAUCUAGAGCGCAGUGCUGAUGUUGCAGAGCAGAGCGCCAAAGAAAAGGCAAAAGGAGAGCAGCUGUUGAACACACUCUUGGUGCUCAUGGACUCCAAACAAGGUCCUGGAGCCGGUCCUGCUUCUGUAUCGGGUCCAGGUCCUGGUUCAGACCUGACGGUGAAAGUGGGUCUUGAGAGCGCGGUGCAGAAGAAGAGUGAAGAUCAAUCUAUGGUGGAGGUGCAGGAGGUGGUGAGCUGGGUGAGGGAGGUGCAGCCGGCCCCUGCGCGGCUUCUUUACGGGGAAACGCCAGCAAAAGUCCAAGUCCCAGAGACCAGACCCAGAGGAAAACCGGUCCAAGUCCCAGAGCUACAGCUGGAUGUACGGACGAGCCGCCAGCACCUGGAUAGGAAUGAGUUUGGAUACGUGAUCACCGACACUGAUGGUCUUCAGACGGAUGAGGGGUUGCAUCUAAUGGAGGUCCUGGCUCACAUGUCCAACAUCCAUAUGGCAAACUUCGCUGAGCUCUCAGUGGUUGGACCUGCGGUGACCUUCAGAGUGAGUCCAAACAUCCAGAAUGUGACCACCGCUGACGUCGCCAACGUGGCAGUGUGUUCUCUGCAUUUUCACUCUGGUAAACCAGCAUAUGAGAUGUUGGAGAACCACCCUGACUGGACACCAUCCCUGUUAGUUCCAGUGAAAGUUACAUACCUCAGUGGCUCCGCUCACUUUCCUCUUGGGGAAAUCCAGCUCACACUGAGACACAGCUCUCAGAGGAACCGGCUCAUAGUGGUGGUGCACAGCUGCAGAAACCUGAUCGCUUUUUCAGAGCAUGGCUCUGACCCAUAUGUCCGUCUGUAUCUGCUGCCGGACAAACGUCGAUCAGGACGACGGAAAACAAGCACCUUCAAGAAGAACCAGAACCCUGUGUACGACCAAACGUUUGAGUUCAGCGUGUCGGUCGUAGAGCUGCACAGACGCACUCUGGAUGUGGCUGUGAAGAACGGAGGAGGCCUGCUGUCCAAACACAAGGGUCUUCUGGGAAAGGUGACACAAACACACACCAUAACAGAGACAGUUUAG
Molecule: messenger RNA, 1074 nt
Organism: Knipowitschia caucasica
Lineage: Eukaryota; Metazoa; Chordata; Actinopteri; Gobiiformes; Gobiidae
Source: the annotation of a GenBank genome assembly